UCAACAAGGAUGAAGCUCUCCCCCAGAAAUUUGUUUGACUGUGCCACCAUACAACCAUACAAUUUCUUUCUUCUCUGAAAAGAUGUUUUGAGGGAGUGCAUCUGAUAAUUGAGUAACAUGAUCUAGUCUUCCGAAUCUUCUCUGGUGAAUGGCUAGAGUACUGGAUAUCUUCUUCUGGAAAUAGGAAUUCUUUGAGCACCACCAUCUUACGUGCCUCGUUGAAGAUAAAACCAUAUCAAAACCUGCAAAUUUCCGCUUGAAGUGCAGUGGAGAUAUGGAGGAAGAACAGAUUCUCCCGGAUGGACCGUUUGAAGGUUGGACGCAUAGAGAUGUGUAAGUUUGGCUUUAAUUUGUGCGGAAAUCUUGGGCAUCAUUGCUAACAUUCAUUUGACAUCUUUGUAGUGAAAAGCUCAUGUUUACUUUAGCCAUUGGAGCUACAGCAUUUGUCGCAUGCCUUCUAUAUGGAACAAUUCGAUUCAUUGAAUGGUAUAAUGCGGAGCCUGUCCUACACUAUUCAAUUGCUGAACUUAGGGCACCGGAGGAGAAGAAGAUCUUGGAGAAUCCGAGCAUCAAGGUUGGUGGAUACACAAUAGAGUAGUAAAAAGUCAUGCUGAUACUGUAUAGGCCUCCGGAACUUCAGAUAUUCAAUGUUAUGCUCCGGCGACGGGACAAUUCUUAGGAUAUGUUACUCCUUCCACGACUGAAGAUAUUGAUAGAGUAAUUGAAAAGGCACAUGUCGCACAGAAGAAAUGGGCACGAACUACGUUUACUCAGAGACGACAAGUUCUACGUUCUAUGAUGGCAUACAUAAUGGAUCACCAGGAAGAGAUUUGCAAGGUUGCAUGUCUGGACUCGGGCAAAACUAUGAUUGAUGCUGCAUUGGGAGAAAUCUUAGUGACUGUCGAAAAGCUAAGUUGGACUUUGAAGCAUGGUGAGAAGGCUUUGAGUCCUUCUAGAAGGCCUACGAACUUGCUCAUGAUGUACAAAAAGAAUACUGUACAAUACCAACCGCUAGGAGUUAUUGCUGCUUUGGUGUCAUGGAAUUACCCCCUCCAUAAUUUGCUUGGUCCAAUAAUCUCGGCAAUUUUCUCUGGAAAUGGGAUAGUGGUUAAGGUAUCGGAAAAUACUGCCUGGAGUGCCCAGCAUUUCUCUCUUAUUGCUAGAGGAGCAUUAUAUGCAUGCGGCCAUGAUUCCAAUCUGAUUCAAGUUGUUACAUGUUGGCCAGAUACUGCAAAUCAUCUCACAUCUCAUCCUAGAAUCUCCCACAUCACUUUCAUUGGUAGUCGACCCGUCGCCAAAUUGGUAGCAGCAGCAGCAUCCGGACCUUUAAUUCCCGUUGUCGCCGAGCUUGGAGGAAAGGAUGCAGCAAUUGUCAUGAAUUCCGCAGUCAAAGGCCUCCCACGUAUUACCGAGAUUCUUCUUCGUGGCACGUUCCAAGCAGCUGGGCAAAACUGUAUUGGCAUCGAACGAAUUAUUGGCCUUCCGGACGUUUAUGACAAACUCGUUGCCGCACUUGAGCCACGAAUCCGAGCUCUUCGAGUCGGCUCUGCUCUUGAUUCUACAGCUGACUCGCCAGUUGAUGUCGGUGCCGUUAUUUCUGAUGCUUCAUUUGACCGACUUGAGAAAUUGAUUGCAGCAGCUGUCAACGAUGGAGCUCGUCUUCUCGUUGGUGGGAAAAGAUUCAACCAUCCCGUCCAUCGCUCCGGUCAUUACUUUACCCCAACUCUCAUCGUCGACGUCACAUCCGAAAUGGCCAUUGCCAAUGAAGAAUGUUUCGGACCAAUUUGCGUUGUCAUGAGAGCCAAGAACCCCGAAGAUGCCUGCAAUAUAGCAAACCACCCCAACUUCGGUCUCGGCGCUUCAGUCUUCGGAACUAAAGAUUGGGAGCUCAAUGCUAUUGUCAAAAAUAUUAAAUCGGGUAUGGUAGCUAUCAAUGACUUUGCUGCAUACUAUGCAGUUCAAUUACCAUUUGGUGGUGUGGCUGGUAGUGGAUAUGGAAGAUUUGCUGGUGAGGAGGGAUUAAGGGGCCUUUGUAAUAUCAAAGCUGUUUGUGAGGACCGUUGGCCCUGGUCUCCGGCUUGUACUUCUAUUCCUCCACCACUUAGAUAUCCGAUUCCGGACACAACAAAAGGCUUUGCGUUUACGACGGCGGUGGUAGAUAUUGGGUAUGGACCUGGGAUAAAAGGUAAAUGGAGGGGAGUUAAAGCAAUGUUGGGAAUGAGUUAACUUGGGUGGAGCAGUUAUAAAUACGAUGGAUGGCAUUGAUGGCGACAGGUAUUGGAGGAUAUUCUUAUUUAUGGUGACGAUUUUGAGGUCAAUAUUUUAUUUGCAAGAUACCUUUUGGGGGGAGUAGUCGAGUUAAAUGGGCUUGUGUAUAGCCUUGAGCGGCCACGAAACGAGCAAAGUACUGUAU
Messenger RNA from Sclerotinia trifoliorum, 2413 nucleotides. The record is from the annotation of a GenBank genome assembly. NCBI's taxonomy places the organism in Eukaryota, Fungi, Ascomycota, Leotiomycetes, Helotiales, Sclerotiniaceae.